AUGACGAUUCCGGAUUCGUCUGGGUACAAUUACAUGAUGGAGAAUGGAUCGAUAGACUUACCAUGCAAGCCCGAGGAAGAGUGGAGGAUUGUUCAGGAUUUGACAGCCAAAGCUGAGAAUAGUUUGCGCGAAGACAAUUUGUACUAUGUUAUAUCUAAAAGGUGGUUCAGUGUCUGGGAAAGAUACACAUUGCAAACAGAUGGUGCUUAUUUAUUUGAAUCCGAGUCCUUGAUAUCAACAAAUUCAGGAGCUAGGCCUGGACCAAUUGAUAACUCUGAUGUAAUUGCAAAUGGAAAGGAUAAUAAGGAUGAUGAUCCGCAGCUUUUUAGAACUCUAGAAGAAGGGCGUGAUUAUGUAUUAGUUCCGCAAGAAGUUUGGGAGAAGCUUUUGGAGUGGUACAAAGGAGGGCCGGCAUUGCCUCGGAAAAUGAUAUCUCAGGGAGAACAACAGAAGCAUUUCAGUGUGGAGGUUUUCCCCCUGUGUCUCUCUUUAAUAGAUUCCAGAGACCAGAGUGAAGUGAUUAUAAGGUCAAGUAAAAAGGCUUCUUUACAUGAUCUAUUUGAGACAGUGUGUCAGCUUAAAGGGAUAGUCCGAGAAAAGGCACGUAUCUGGGACUUUUUCAAUAAGCGGAAGCAUACAGUUUUGAUCCCUUCAAACCAAACCCUGGAGGAAUCUAACUUGCAGAUGGAUCAAGAUAUUCUUCUUGAGGUGCUAGUUGAUGGGUUUGGCAUGGAUUCAACUGGAAAUGGUUUAGCCUUGGUUCCAGUAGAACCUCCAACAUCAUCUGUUACAAUUGCUGGUGGCCCAAGUUUGUCAAAUGGUUAUUCAACUGCUUAUGUCUCCAAUAUGUAUCAUCGAAAUAAUUUAAGUUCCACAUUUGGAGAUAUGGAGGAUGGAUAUGAGAGCUUGAGACCGAUACAACGAGGUGACAAGGGAGGUUUGGCAGGAUUGCAGAAUCUGGGGAACACUUGCUUCAUGAAUAGUUCUAUCCAGUGUUUAGUUCACACACCACCCCUGGCUGAGUAUUUCUUGGAAGAUUACAGUGAGCAGAUCAACAGACAAAAUCCUCUUGGGAUGCAUGGUGAGCUUGCGCUUGCAUUUGGUGAGUUGUUGAGGAAACUGUGGUCCUCCGGUAGGACUCCAGUUGCUCCUCGUUCUUUUAAGGGAAAACUUGCUCGUUUCGCUCCCCAGUUCAGUGGGUAUAACCAGCAUGACUCACAGGAGCUCCUUGCCUUUUUACUUGAUGGGCUGCAUGAAGAUUUAAAUCGUGUAAAGCAGAAACCAUACAUAGAAACAAAGGAUUCUGAUGGUCGGCCUGAUGAAGAAGUUGCAGAAGAGUUUUGGAGAUACCACAAGGCCCGAAAUGACUCUGUAAUUGUUGACGUCUGCCAGGGCCAAUACAAAUCCACACUGGUCUGCCCAGUUUGCAGCAAAAUCUCGAUAACGUUUGAUCCUUUCAUGUACCUGUCCUUGCCUCUUCCUUCAGUAGCCACUCGGACAAUGACGGUAACAGUGUUUUACGGCAAUGGAAGUGGGCUUCCUAUGCCAUUCACCGUUACUGUCCUGAAGCAAGGAUGCUGCAAAGAUCUUAUCCAGGCUGUAAGCGCUGCAUGUUGCUUACAAAGUGAUGAAUAUCUGCUCCUUGCUGAGGUCUAUGAAAAUCGGAUAUACAAGUACCUGGAAAAUCCAUCAGAAGCAUUGAUUUCAAUAAAGGAUGAUGAACAUAUUGUUGGUUACAGACUCCCUAAAGGUGGAGCGGAGGUAACAAGACUAGAGAUAUGUCACCGACGCUAUGAAAUCGAUAGGAAGCACUUUCUGACACCAUUAGUUACUUCGUUGGAAGAUCUGCAAUGUGGAGCUGAUAUCGAGCUUGCUGUUAACAGAAUGCUUUCGCCAUUAAGAAGGAAAGCAUUUAUCCCUCCAGUACCAGUUCAUAGUGGGCAGGAAAAUGGCUAUGCUUUAGAUGCACCAGGAGAGAGAAAUGACUGCAGUAGCACUGUGUUAAGACCUGGGAUCCAAUCAGCAUGUGAUAUAGAACCGGAAGGAAUGUCCAUCAGUGAGUUGUCAUUACGGCUUUUCCUCGCCGAUGAUCGAGGUUUAAGUUUCAGGUCAAUUGUGAAGGAGUCACCCAUAAAACCUGGCAGAAUGGUUAAAGUCAUCCUAGAGUGGACUGACAAAGAACAUGAGUUAUAUGACGCCAGCUUUCUCAGGGAUCUUCCUGAAGUUCUCAAGACAGGAGUUGCAGCUAAGAAAACCAAGCAGGAAGCCAUCUCUUUGUUUUCCUGCUUGGAUGCCUUUCUGAAAGAGGAACCUCUUGGCCCUGAUGAUAUGUGGUAUUGUCCUCGAUGCAAAGAACAUAGGCAAGCAACUAAAAAAUUGGAUUUGUGGAGGUUGCCAGAUGUACUUGUCUUUCACUUGAAGCGAUUCUCAUAUAGCCGAUGGCUGAAGAACAAACUGGACACCUUCGUGAAUUUUCCCAUCCAUAAUUUGGAUUUAAGCAAAUAUGUGAAAAGCAAUGAUGCAUCUGAAGGUUCACAUGUGUAUGAGCUAUAUGCUAUUAGCAAUCAUUAUGGGGGCCUUGGGGGUGGUCACUAUUCUGCAUAUUGUAAGUUAAUUGAUGACAAUAGAUGGUAUCAUUUCGAUGAUGCUCAUGUUUCACCGGUCACCGAGUCUGAAAUCAAGACAUCUGCUGCUUAUGUAUUGUUCUACCGGAGAGUUAAAUGUCACACGAAUGGAACGGUUGGUGAAACAUCGCAGGGUCAUGGCGCUAUUUGA
Molecule: messenger RNA, 2775 nt
Organism: Fraxinus pennsylvanica
Lineage: Eukaryota; Viridiplantae; Streptophyta; Magnoliopsida; Lamiales; Oleaceae
Source: the annotation of a GenBank genome assembly